Messenger RNA from Alexandromys fortis (reed vole), 444 nucleotides. RefSeq names its product keratinocyte differentiation associated protein (gene Krtdap). Bases 1 to 444 code for a protein of 147 amino acids. Gene Ontology annotation, biological process: epidermis development. Lineage: Eukaryota; Metazoa; Chordata; Mammalia; Rodentia; Cricetidae. Gene Ontology annotation, cellular component: extracellular region. The transcript is spliced from 8 exons. The record is from RefSeq and is a predicted model, not a curated record.
AUGACUCGAGCCCUCCCACCCAAGGCCCGCUGCCUCAGGUUGCGAGGUUGCAUCAUCGAGCUGUUUUGCCACUUUGAGGUGAUCCCACUCCCGCUAAGGGGCCACCAGCGAGGCCCCGCCUCAGAGCACCCCAAACCUGACACCAUGAAGAUCCAAAUUCUUCCCGCCGUGGCUCUCCUCGCUCUUUUGGCGUUGCAUGCUGCCCAGGGAGCUGCCCUGGGGGGUGCCGAGGAAGAGACGACCGUUGGCAAUUACGCUGCGGGAUCAGAGGGCUUUAACAGUCAGUUCCUGAACCUUGACAAACUACAGUCUGCCUUCAAGACUGAUGACUUCCUGAACUGGCAUGCCCUCACUGAUAUGUUCAAAAAGGCUUUACCUUUCAUCAACUGGGAGUUCUUCCCUAAGGUAAAAGGACUGAGAAGUGCAGUUCCUGAUUCCCAGUGA